Besnoitia besnoiti is the source of this 2553-nucleotide messenger RNA. RefSeq lists its product as uncharacterized. NCBI's taxonomy places the organism in Eukaryota, Apicomplexa, Conoidasida, Eucoccidiorida, Sarcocystidae. The transcript is spliced from 5 exons. The record is from RefSeq and is a predicted model, not a curated record. The coding region runs from base 1 to 2553 and encodes 850 amino acids.
AUGUCUGUGUCUCCGCAGCCUGUCGUCUGCCCGCUAGCUGGGGUCUGCAGGGCGUGGGAGGGUCCGUUGGAGGCGCGCGCAGACAGCCCGCGCGAGGCUUCUCCCCAGCGCUCGAGCGAAGCUUCCGAGCUCUUUCCUUCCUUUCGCGGGACUCUGCUGUGGCGGCGGUGCCUAAAAUGCCUGCGCGUGGACGCCGACAGAGCCUGGAAGCACCUGCGGAAUGUCGCAGACGCGAUCGUGGAGGACGGCCUCUGCGAGCUCUCCAGGAGAGUCACGCGGAAACAAGUCGCCGGCGUGGAGGACUCCUGCCUCGAAGUUCUUCAACACCCCGUCAUCCAGCGCAUCUGCAGCGAGCGAACCUACCUUGCAGACCUCGCGCUCUUCAGGACGUGGCUAGACAGAUACCAAGUCCUGACGCCGCCUGAGACGUGCCAGUGCGGCUACGAGGCCACGGCGUCGCGGGCCUCUUCUGAAAGCGGACGCCCUUUGACUGUCGCGCCUGUGUCCGUGGAGCUCGCGGAGAGUCCCGAAGUGAACGAGGAUUUGCGAAUCAGAGAAGGCCGCGCGCUCGCCCUGGAGAAGAGACUGAAGGAAAGCGAAGAGGAAGAAAAGCAGCUGCAGACGGAGCUCGACGAGCUCCUGACUGAGAUCAUCGAUGUGAACCGCGAAAACGUCCGCCUGCGCACGCGCCUUGCCUGCGAAGCGGAGUUGAACGCUCACAUCUCCUAUUUGAACUCUGCGCCGCAGAAAGACAAGACGCUGGCGCGGCCCGAGUCGCGGGAUUUCGCGGCAGUCAUUCAGGACGUCACGCAAAGAUGCGAGAGACUGGCGCGAAUGGCUGCAUGCUUCGCGAAUGCAGCGCCUGCGGCACAAGCGCUGGAGGCCUCGUCCGCGUCGUCUGCGUUCCCCUCUCCGCUUUUUCAUGGCAGCCACGCGCCCGUUGCGACGCCUGAGCGGCUGGCUGCGUCGCCUUUGAGGCGGAGAAGCGGAGAGGAGACUGGGCUCUCUCUAGCUGUCGAGCGAGCGCGUCAAGAGGCCUCGCCGCUCCAUUCUUCUCCGCGGGCGCGGGCUUCUUCAGGUGGCGUGACACCUGGAGCGGCCUCCGGCUCGCCCGGCCCCCAGACGCUGUCGCGCCGCCGCGGGCGGAGAGUUCUCGCCGCGCUGCACGACCCGGUGUCGCGCCGGCUGCUGUCUGACGACUCGAAGAGACAGCGACCGCAUGCAGAGGAGGAAGACAACGCAGAAGGAAGGGAGGCGCUGCUCAGUUCGCAGGCCUCGCCCCUUCGGCCGGCACAUGUUCGGGCGAGCCUGGAGGCGAGGCGACAGGCCGCGGAGACCAGCCGAAAGCGCGAGGGACAGACGGUCCGCGGCGCAGAGCCCAGCCCCGAGCACGCGAAGAAGAAGAAAGUCGAGAAUCUGAAGACGAGUCUGCGGGCCGGCGCAGGCGGCGCGGAGACCAGGAGAGGACAGGAGGCUGGGGAGGAGCGAGGCGAGGGGGGGGAGGACACCGCGAUGGAAGAAAUCCCGAAUCAGGAGGAGCUGCCUUCGUCCUGGGCGCCGGCGCAGGACUCCGUUCUGAGGAGGCAGGCCGUCACGCCUCCGCGGAAGACGUCGGACUCGCCCCUGCGGAAUUCCUCGCUGUGGCCUGCGGGUGUGUUUUCAGAAGACAGAUAUCGCUCGCGAGCGUUGCGCGACCGAGAGGAGGGCGUCUACAAGAGGAUCUCGGGAAAAAGAGGGAAGUGGGGCGGCUCCAGCGUCCCCAGGAGACUCCCUUCGCAGGCCUCGAGGCCCUCUGCGCCGGUGGAGGCACGCCUCGAUCGCGGCGUUCACACACCGCCUUCGCUGCGGUCGCCGCGCGAUCUCUCGGCGAGCCUUCAGCCUCUGUGGCAAGCCGAAGGCGUUCCUCUCUCGAGCGAAGAGGAGGAGGCCUUCGGCUCGCUGUCGAAGCUGCGAGAAGCCCCGGAGGACGCCGCGGGGGACGGAAGCAGCGAGGAGUUCAUGUCCGUCCGCGGCGCAGACGACUCGCCGGCGCGCCUCGCCCCGGAGCAGCGCUCUUCUCCCUCCCGUCUGCGCGACACAGUCCUCGGCGCGCGAGAGGCGCCUGCAACGGGGCUGCUGUUCAUUCACUCGGAGGCCUUCACCGCUGCCACGCUGCGGGCGCGGCGAAGCGCGGACGCGGACGCUCAGAACGCGAAGGUGUCUCUCCCCGCCGCGGCGCCGGAGUCCAACGACAGUCUCUCCACGCCUCGCAAGCGAGGCCGCACCACGCAGGCCACGCCUGAGCUCGACGUGGCGCCAAACGCCCGCGUGGAGUCGCGGCUGAGAAGAGACAGCGCGAGCGGGCGCGACGCGGAGCUAGGCACGGCAGGGAGAGGCGCCGCCGAGUCGCGCUCUCCAAACCGAGAGAGAAGAGAGUCGGAGAUCUUUCUCUCGACAGACAGGUCGGCGCGGACAGCCGCCCGUAACCUGCAGGCGCCUCCGCCGGAGCCCGACGCAACUUCAGCCGCGGAUGUGAGCUUAACCAGAGGCCGCAGCACGACCAUCCAUAUAUGA